Messenger RNA from Polistes dominula (European paper wasp), 2091 nucleotides. Its product is annotated as putative ATP-dependent RNA helicase DDX43. Gene Ontology annotation, molecular function: RNA binding; ATP binding. The record is from RefSeq and is a predicted model, not a curated record. Lineage: Eukaryota; Metazoa; Arthropoda; Insecta; Hymenoptera; Vespidae.
CACGAGUACGGAUCGCUAACUACAAAAAUCGUGUUUCACCUUAAAGAAGUUUAUUCAUUUCCAAAAUACUCGUGGAACAAUUAAUCAGUCAACACUUUCUCAACAAGGACAUAAUUUCUUAUUACAUCUACGUUAAAUAUAUUACGCAUUAUUAACGAUGGCAGAAUCACGAAGAAACAAUGGUGGAUGGAGUACAAAAUCUGGAUCAAAUUCCAAAUCGCGGAAUAAUAACAAUGGUUGGCAAGAAACAUCAAAAUCAAAGACUAUGCCGAAAAAUAAAAAUUACAACGGAAAUUCGAGAAACAAUAUGCCAAGUAUGAAGAUUGAAAUAGAUCCUAAGAAAGUAGGAAAACUUAUUGGAAAAGAAGGUAAAAAUAUCAAAGAAUUGCAGCAGAAAAGCAAUACCAGAAUUCUCGUAGAUAAUUCUAGGAAUAAUAAUAAUGCAACGACGGUAACUAUAACUGGAUCAUUGGAAAAUCAAAAGAAAGCAAAUGAAUUAAUAGAAGAACUUUUAAAAGAUCCUCCACCACAACCAGAAGAAGAUUUAUCUUUAUACGAUUCAUACGUAAAACCACCACCCUUUACACCAGGUCCUAUUAUUAAAAAUUUUUAUAAGGAAGAUCCCACAGUUUCUAGUAUGUCACCAAAAGAUGCAAGGGAAAUAAGAAGACAGAAUAAUAAUAUUGAAGUUGAAUGCAUUUUCACUGAUGAGGAUGCUCCUAAAAAUUUUAUAACUUUCGUACCAAAUCCAAUCACUUCUUUUGAACAAGCAUUCAAAGGAUAUCCAGAAAUUUUAAAAGAAAUUGUUAAACAAGGUUUUAAAACUCCAAGCCCAAUACAAUGUCAAGCAUGGCCAAUUUUAUUAAGUGGCAAAGACAUGAUAGGUGUUGCACAAACUGGAACAGGUAAAACUUUAGCAUUUCUAUUACCUGCAUUGAUUCAUAUCGAUGGACAAAGGGAUACCCCAAGGAUUGGACCAAAUGUUAUUAUAUUAGCACCAACUAGAGAAUUGGCAUUGCAAAUUGAAAAAGAAGUAAAUAAAUAUUCUUAUCGUGAUAUCAAAGCUAUUUGUAUAUAUGGCGGAGUUAACCGUCUAGAACAGAUUAAACUUGCUAAAAAAGAAAAUGCACAUAUAGUUAUAGCUACGCCAGGUAGAUUGAUGGACUUUGUUAGAGUGAAUGUAAUAGAUGUAAGAUCUGUAUCAUAUGUCGUAUUAGACGAAGCAGAUCGUAUGUUAGAUUUGGGUUUUGGACAUCAAAUUAGUUAUUGUUUAGAUGAUGUAAGACCCGAUAGACAAACUGUUAUGACCAGUGCUACAUGGCCACCAGCCGUUAGAAGUAUGGCACUCAAAUAUAUGGUAGAUCCAAUUCAAGUAUCUAUUGGUUCAUUAGAUUUGACGGCUACACAUACAGUAGAACAAAUAGUUUACGUUGUGGAAGAAGAAGAGAAAAAAGAAAUUUUAAAAGAUUUUCUUCUUAAUUUGCAUCCUGAAGACAAAGUCAUUGUAUUUCUUCGAACAAAAACUAACGUCACUGAUCUAUCUCUUGAGCUUUGUUUGGAUCAUAAAAUAGAUAACGAAAAUGUUCACAGUGGAUUAGUACAAGAAGAAAGAGAAAAAUCAAUAGCAUAUUUUGAAAAUAAUACUGUAAGAAUACUCCUUGCCACCGAUCUUGUCAGUCGUGGAAUUGACAUUAAAAAUGUUACGCAUGUAAUUAAUUACGACUUUCCUAAUGAAAUCGAAGAAUACGUUCAUCGAGUUGGACGAACCGGACGUGCUGGCCAAAGGGGAGUCAGCAUAACAUAUAUGACUAAAAAGGAUUGGGCUCAUGCACAAGCUCUGAUCGAUAUUUUAGAAGAGGCUUAUCAAGAUGUACCAUAUGAAUUACGUAGCAUGGCCAACAGAUACGAACAAAGACAAUCGCAACGGUCGAAUAAAAGAACAAAUAAGAAUAAAAAGAGUUAUUCUAAGUACUAAUUAGUAUAUGUACUGCCGAAGCAAGUACAUCUAAGUACUAAUUAAGAUUAAUAUUAAAAUAUGAUUUAAGGUAGUACAAUUUAACUAGAAUCUCAAGUAAUAAUUAGAAAUGAAUA